CCAAGGCGGGCCUAAAGUUCUUAAAGGGACCAGGCGCGGAGAGCAGGAGGCGGCGCCGAUCGAGGCAGCGCGGGUCGCGUGGUGCGGAGCAGGACACACCACCGCCUCCCUCCAACGCCAGCUCCAGGUCGAAGGAGGCCCUGAGCAGGCAGCCUCAGCCACCUCUGAGUCUCUGUCCUGGGCCAAGCGUGAUGGCAGAGAAGGUGCUGGUAACAGGUGGGGCCGGCUACAUCGGCAGCCACACCGUGCUGGAGCUGCUGGAGGCGGGCUAUUUGCCCGUGGUCAUCGACAACUUCCAUAACGCCACUCGUGGUGGGGGCUCCAUGCCUGAGAGCUUGCGGCGGGUUCAGGAGCUCACGGGCCGCUCUGUGGAGUUUGAGGAGAUGGACAUCUUGGACCAGGCAGCCCUACAGAGUCUCUUUAAGAAGCACAGCUUCACGGCAGUCAUCCACUUUGCUGGGCUCAAGGCUGUGGGUGAGUCAGUGCAGAAGCCUCUGGAUUAUUACAGAGUUAACCUGACAGGAACCAUCCAGCUUCUGGAGAUCAUGAGGGCACACGGGGUGAAGAACCUGGUGUUCAGCAGCUCAGCUACCGUGUACGGGAACCCGCAGUACCUGCCCCUGGAUGAGGCCCACCCCACAGGUGGCUGUACGAAUCCCUACGGCAAGUCCAAGUUCUUCAUCGAGGAAAUGAUCCGGGACCUGUGCCAGGCAGACAAGGCCUGGAAUGCAGUGCUGCUGCGAUAUUUCAACCCCAUAGGCGCCCACGCCUCAGGCCGCAUCGGCGAGGAUCCCCAGGGCAUCCCCAAUAACCUCAUGCCCUAUGUCUCCCAGGUGGCGAUUGGGCGGCGGGAGGCACUGAAUGUCUUUGGCAACGACUAUGACACAGAGGAUGGCACAGGUGUCCGGGAUUACAUUCAUGUCGUGGAUCUGGCCAAGGGCCACACUGCAGCCUUGAGGAAGCUGAAGGAGCAGUGUGGCUGCCGGAUCUACAACCUGGGCACGGGCACGGGCUAUUCGGUGCUACAGAUGGUCGAGGCCAUGGAGAAGGCCUCAGGGAAGAAGAUCCCAUACAAGGUGGUGGCCCGGCGGGAAGGUGAUGUGGCUGCCUGUUACGCCAACCCCAGCCUGGCCCUCAAGGAGCUGGGCUGGUCAGCAGCCUUAGGGCUGGACAGGAUGUGUGAAGAUCUAUGGCGCUGGCAGAAGCAGAAUCCUUCAGGCUUUGGCGCGCAGGCCUGAGACCCUCACCUACCAGGAACCAGAAAAGGAAGAGAAACAACUGCCUACUCUCCAGCCUCUGGCAGGAACCCAGGGCCUCACAGCCUCCCCUACCUCAGACCCCAGCUGGGCCCAAUCAGCCCACCAGGCAUGAGGUCAAGGGCACCAGGUAUCAGGGGUCUCUAUUCCCCAGGGUCCAGGAGCCCAUGAGGACCACCAAGAGCAAGCGAGGGAAGCAGGGCCCUGAGACACACAGAAGCCCCUCCGCCCAGGCACUAAUUUAUACUGCUCUGAAGGAGCGCCCCAAAGUGUUUAAAAUAAACAGUCUUCUUACACUGCAGC
Messenger RNA from Hippopotamus amphibius kiboko, 1559 nucleotides. RefSeq names its product UDP-galactose-4-epimerase (gene GALE). Gene Ontology annotation, molecular function: UDP-glucose 4-epimerase activity. Gene Ontology annotation, biological process: beta-D-galactose catabolic process via UDP-galactose, Leloir pathway. Gene Ontology annotation, cellular component: cytosol. NCBI's taxonomy places the organism in Eukaryota, Metazoa, Chordata, Mammalia, Artiodactyla, Hippopotamidae. The transcript is spliced from 11 exons. The coding region runs from base 192 to 1238 and encodes 348 amino acids. The record is from RefSeq and is a predicted model, not a curated record.